AUGUCAGAACUCAAGAGAAAGACUCCUGAGGAGCACAAGGCCAAGAAGAAGGCCAAACAGCAGGAGUUUGAGUCCACCCUCACACCCAACCAAGAGAGCGAGCUCCAGACCACGACUCCCAAGGAGGCUCAGCUUUCUGUGACUCUGGUUGUGCCCUCCACUUGCAUUUCAGAGACUGUUGUCAAGUCUUACCAACAAGCUGUCCACACUGCUUACCAGAUUGCUCGAGCUGCGGUGGCCUACAACGUGGACGAGAUUGUCAUCUACGAACCCUCAGAGCGGCCCGACAUCAAGCAGGAGAAGACCAAAAAGUCCGAGACUAGCUCGUUUGGAAAGCCCAAGAUUGUCUUCAACUCUGACGCAUCUAACGACCACAAGCCCGAGCUGUCCGAGCGAGCUGUGACACUGGCUUCUCUGCUGCAGUUUUUCGUCACCCCCGAUUACCUGCGAAAGUCCAUUUUCACCCCGGAAACCACUACAACCAACUUUGAGUACGCCAAGAAGCUGCCCAAGCUGCUGCUACCGUUCAUGGAGUCGCGAGACGCCCGAUACAAGGAGGGCAUGUCGAUCCCAAUGAUCCUCAACAAGAACGUCAAGAGCAAGAUCUCCAAACAAAAGAGAAACGUCAAGAAGGCUGAGGCCAAGGGUAUCGAGCUGCAGCCACCAACCGUUGAUGGUGCCACUCCUUACAUCAACAUUGGCGCUGCAGAGCCCCACGAGCUCGAAUAUGGCCAGACCGUUCCUGUGGGCGUCAGAGUGACUGUGGAUACCAAGGAGAACAAGGUUGUGUCAGCCACAGAGGCUUACGGACAAGAUACCGGGUACUCUGUUCGUGUGGCCACCGACUUCUCUCACAUCUUCACCAUGCCCUCUACUCCCGAGGGAUACGACUACACCGUGUGGUGUCCUGGUGGAGAGUUCCGACAGAGCGAGCUUGCACCGGAAACACAGCCCAAGCCCAUUCUGGCCCUGCCCCGAACUGUCAAGCGGCCUCUGUUUGUGUUUGGACAGUGGGAUCACGUCGAGGACGCCGUCAAGCACGACACUGCGCUUGGAGUGUCUGGAGCCAAGGAGCUGUUCGAUAGUAAAGUGGAUUUCAAGAGACCUGUUCGAGUGGAAGACGGAGUUUUUGUUGCUCUUGAUCGGCUGGCAUAG
Messenger RNA from Yarrowia lipolytica CLIB122, 1155 nucleotides. RefSeq lists its product as uncharacterized. NCBI's taxonomy places the organism in Eukaryota, Fungi, Ascomycota, Dipodascomycetes, Dipodascales. The record is from RefSeq and is a predicted model, not a curated record.